AUGCAUCAGGAUCUAGGUUGGCUUUGUUACAAUCGAAGCACUACCCCGCCUGCAGUUUCCCUGGCGUUUAUGCAGGCUAGCCCUAAAGUUCCAAAGGGCAGGGAUCAGCUUCGAGUCAAUUCAAUCUUAAACAGGGCAAUUCGGUACAUUGACCCUGUCAUCGUAAGGUUGGAUAGGGAAAAUGAAGAAAUCCUACAAACGCAUGGGACAGCAAUGGUGGAAGCGUGUCGACACACUACCUACACUCACUGCUCCUUGCACGGAACUUGA
Penicillium mononematosum is the source of this 270-nucleotide messenger RNA. RefSeq lists its product as uncharacterized. The transcript is spliced from 2 exons. The coding region runs from base 1 to 270 and encodes 89 amino acids. Lineage: Eukaryota; Fungi; Ascomycota; Eurotiomycetes; Eurotiales; Aspergillaceae. The record is from RefSeq and is a predicted model, not a curated record.